Dreissena polymorpha is the source of this 1355-nucleotide messenger RNA. RefSeq names its product sushi, von Willebrand factor type A, EGF and pentraxin domain-containing protein 1-like. The coding region runs from base 89 to 1003 and encodes 304 amino acids. Lineage: Eukaryota; Metazoa; Mollusca; Bivalvia; Myida; Dreissenidae. Gene Ontology annotation, molecular function: serine-type endopeptidase activity. The transcript is spliced from 7 exons. The record is from RefSeq and is a predicted model, not a curated record.
AAAUUCGGCAAACACUCCAACAUUUUGUCUGCGAACAUGUUAUCUAACGAAUGAUAGUGGGCAGUUGUAGGCAUUGUUUAAAUGCUAAAUGGUUACGGCAAACAUGGCGUGGUCAUUUAUUUGUUCUUCAUUUUUGUGGAUACUUAUCGACCAUAGAGGAAAUGUCGCGUCACAAAACUGUGGCGCAAAUCUUCAUGGUGAUUCCGGUUCGUUUUAUGCACCUUUCUACCCAAAUAAUUACAACAACAACGAAGAUUGCGUAUACAGAAUCGUCGUAGCUACAGGGCACAAAGUGUGCGUCAUUAUGAAUAAUUUUGAAUGUGAAGGGUGUUGUGACUAUUUAGAUUUACAUGAUGGCCAGACAACGUCCGCCGUAUUAAAGAGAUUCAUGAAUAGAUUGCCAAAUGAAAAUGAGCCCGUGUGUUCAUCCGGAAAUCAGCUGACGGCCGUUUGGCACACCGACUUCUCAGUUGUUAAUCGAGGAUUUUUUGCACAGUUAAUAUCUGUAGUGGAUCAAUGCAUGGGCACCCCAUCGAUUCCAAAUGGAAUAGUCUCUCAACAAAAUGUGACUGAAGUAUUUCACCUUACAUGCCUUCCGUGCGGCAACUGGACAUUUGCCGAAUGCAACCCAGUGGAUUGUAGAUUACCGCCGCAAAUUUCAAAUGGGCAUUUAGCGACUUAUUCGUCUACUCUGUACCCUUCUAUAAUCAAGCUGCAAUGUGACCCUGGUUACGUACUCAGAAACCAGGAUUUCAUGCAAUGUCAGAGCAACGGAUCAUGGUCUUUGGUUUUAUGUUCCUUAAUCGACUGCGGGCUGCCGCCAUCAUUAGCUAACGGUAUGGUGGCGCUCAGAAACAAUUUGACGACAUUCACGUCGCAAGCAGAAGUAUCAUGCAACCCUGGUUACUUUCUAAACGGUAGUUAUAGUAUCAUACAUCGCACUACACAGGGAAGAUGGACUCAGGAUUCGUUCAAGUGCCUACCUGUUGCCCUAUUUCAUUAGGAUCGAACGGUAUGGAAUUGUGGAAGAACCCUUCCAUUCUCAAGUGAUUACAUUGAAACUUUACAAGUUAUAUAUACGUACUCACCAUAAAGUGUACAUAAGCACGAUAGUUUAUGCACAAUUAUCCAGAAAUACUAGAGGUAUGUGCCAUUGAACUUAACAAUUUGCAUGUCAGUUAGCCGUCCAAAUAAAUUGUCAUAAGUUUAUUGAGAAAACAUUUUCAUAAACGUUACUCAAUUGAUUUAAAUGAACAUUGAAAUAUGUCACAACAAUGAAGUUUACUUGUGCGAGACGCAAGAAACAUGCAAAGUGGGGCAUACAUUCCGGGUAAAAUAUAUAUCAUUGCUUACAA